Diaporthe citri is the source of this 3870-nucleotide messenger RNA. RefSeq lists its product as uncharacterized. Lineage: Eukaryota; Fungi; Ascomycota; Sordariomycetes; Diaporthales; Diaporthaceae. Gene Ontology annotation, biological process: phospholipid translocation; intracellular protein transport; endocytic recycling. Gene Ontology annotation, molecular function: ATP binding; magnesium ion binding; ATPase-coupled intramembrane lipid carrier activity. The record is from RefSeq and is a predicted model, not a curated record. Bases 1 to 3870 code for a protein of 1289 amino acids. The transcript has 4 exons. Gene Ontology annotation, cellular component: plasma membrane.
AUGGCCGAUCAAAGGAAAUCCGACCGCGAUGGCUCAAGCGAGUGGCUCGAAAUGUCCGCCCUCGAGGGCUCCGUCUCCCGGCCCAGCGCGCGACAGACACUUCUGGACGAGGACGGGGUCCAGGCAAGCAAGACCGGAAAAGUUGCGUCUCUGGGUGCAAGAGUGUUGGAGUUCCUCCGCUUGAGACGAACCGCGCGAGCUGCCCCAGAUGGCCGCAGGAUACCAUUGCGACUCGGGGAGGAACCGCUGGUUGAUGAGCGGACGGGACGCCCGUACAUUUCCAACCGGAUCAGGACCUCUCGGUAUACCAUAUGGAACUUUGUCCCGAGACAACUUAUCUAUCAAUUCUCUAGGCUGGCCAAUAUGUAUUUUCUGAUCAUCGCAAUUCUUCAGAUGAUUCCAGGAUUCAGCACGACGGGACGGUUCACGACUCUCAUCCCAUUGUUGAUAUUUGUGGCUCUUACCAUCGCAAAAGAAGGCUAUGAUGACUGGAAGAGAUAUACGCUGGACAAGGCCGAAAACGCGAGUAAAGUCACCAUCUUGGGAAGUGAGCACGGUGCAACAGGCAAACAGCACGGGAAGCGGGUAUCUGCAGCAGACUCAGAGCUGGCUUUAAGCCCGUCCUCGGAUGGAAGGAGCCCAAGCACACCAUGGACGACAUCGCAAUGGGGUGACCUGAAAGUCGGGGACGUUGUGAGGCUAGCGGGAGAUGAACAGGUCCCAGCAGACAUAGUCCUUCUCUACGCCGACGAGGGUGUCGCGUUCGUGGAUACCAGGGCCCUGGACGGCGAGACCAAUUUGAAGAGCAAGAUGGUGCCAGCGGGCUUAAAGAGGUUGGAUUUGGUUUCGGUGCAGAAUAUCUCGACUUCCGAUGUCUACUUCACCAUCGAGCAUCCAAAUCAGGACCUUUACAACUUCGACGGAACCGCUACAGUUGACGGCAGCGAGACAUUGCCUCUGAAUGUGGACAACAUCAUUUAUCGGGGAUGCGAGAUCAAAAACACAAGGUUCAUCAUCGGCAUGGUUAUAAACACUGGCGAGGACACCAAAAUCCGCAUGAAUGCUAACCGUAAUCCGGAAGCGAAAAGGCCUGCUCUCGAGAAGUUCGUUAACCUGAUCGUCAUUUUUCUUGCCCUAUACAUGCUCGUCACCUCAGUACUGCUCUACAUGGGCUUCAAGAUCUACUGGCAAGGUUCAAAUAUACCAUGGUAUCUCAUGCUGUCGGUCGUCUCUGACCAAGAGGUCAUAAUCGGUUUCAUCAUCCAGUUCUCGAAUGUCGUCCCAAUGUCACUCAUAAUGGCCAUUGAAGCUGUCAAACUCAACCUGGCCGUACUAGUUGCUUCUGAUGUCGAGAUGCACCACGAGGAAUCAGACACGCCGGCGGGCUGCAACACGAACAUUAUCCUGGACGACCUUGGCCAGAUCGGCUAUGUUUUCUCGGACAAGACUGGGACGCUCACCGAUAACAUCAUGAAGUUCCGCAGGAUCAGCGUGGCGGGAACAAGCUGGUGGCACCAAGAUAGGGGACUUACUGCGGACAAGACCCCUGCGGCCCCAGAAGGUCGAGGCCAGACGACUGACGACCUCGUGGCUCAAAUUCGUCAAGAUCCGAGAUCUACCCUCUCCCAAGCAGCCUACGAAUACAUCCUAGCACUUGCUGUCUGUCACACAUGCCUCCCCGAGAAAGACCCCGAGACCGGCGAGAUCACGGAUUUCCAGGCGUCAUCGCCUGAUGAGCUGGCCCUGGUGAGAGCAGCACAAGAUCUCGGGAUCCUGGUCGUCGAGCGCUCAACACAGUCGCUUACUCUCGAAAUCUCGCACGGUCUGGGCCAAGAAGGGAGGCGCGAGACGUACGAGGUACUGGACGUUAUUGAGUUCAGUAGUAAGCGGAAGAGGAUGUCUAUCGUUGUCCGCCGUCCGGAUGGUAGGCUCUGGGUUAUUUGCAAAGGCGCUGAUACGAUUGUGCUGCCGCGUCUGAGAAAGGCACAAAUGGACUCCAGGAGACAGUCGCUCAGGCAACACCAGAGGGGGUCAACGAAUCUGUCCUUUCCCAGGCGCUCGUUGGAGUCUCCGACGAGUCCGAUUUCGGUACAUACGUGGAACCCUGGAACGCAAGGAUUCUUCGAUACGAACCCAUACGCCGGACGCUCGAGCCCAUAUCAAGAGUCGCACAUGAAUGAGGAUGAGGCCCUCAGCCGAUGCCUCGACCAUAUUGAUGAGUAUGCGAGAGAAGGUCUUCGAACGCUUGUUUUCGCACACCGGUAUCUGUCCAACGAAGAGUACAGAUCGUGGAAGAGGGAGUACCACGAUGCGCAGGUCAGCCUGACAGACCGUCAGAGGAAGUUGGAGGAAGUGGGAGAGAAGAUCGAGCAUUCGUUCGACCUAAUCGGAGCAUCGGGCGUCGAGGACAAGCUGCAGAAAGGAGUACCGGAGACGAUUGACCGCCUGCGAAGGGCACGCAUCAAGAUCUGGAUGCUGACAGGAGACAAGCGAGAGACAGCAAUUAACAUCGCACACUCGUCCCGCAUCUGCACGCCGGAGACGGCACUCUUCCAGCUAGACGUCGAAGACGGCGACCUAGAAUGGCAGAUCUCGGACAUCCUCAACUCACCAGACCGCCAAGCCGCCCCGCACAGCGCCAUCGUCAUCGACGGCCAGACGCUCACCGCCCUGGAGCAGCCCGAAGCGGCCCGGCUGCGCAAGACCUUCUUCACGCAGCUGAUCCCUGCCGUCGGCUCCGUCAUCUGCUGCCGGGCGUCGCCGUCCCAGAAGGCCCUCCUGGUGCGCGCGGUGCGCGACGAGCCCUCGCCGCCGCCGGGGACGACGGGCCCCGGCCGGGCGUGGUGGUGGGUGCGCACCAGCUUCACGAGCCACCGGCGGCCGCUGACCCUGGCCAUCGGCGACGGCGCCAACGACCUGGCCAUGAUCACGGCGGCCAACGUGGGCGUGGGCAUCUCCGGGCGCGAGGGCCAGCAGGCGGCGCGCGUCGCCGACGUCAGCAUUGCGCAGUUCCGCUUCCUCUCGCGGCUGCUCCUCGUGCAUGGCCGCUGGAACUACCACCGCAUCACUCGCUUUGUGCUGGGGAGUUUCUGGAAGGAGACCAUGUUCUGGUUCCCCGCCGCGCUGUACCAGAUCGCGGCUGGCUUCACCGGCACCAGCCUGUACGAGUCCACGGCCCUGACUGUCUACGGCUUUGCCUUCUCCACCGCCUGUACCAUGACGAUCGGCGCGUGGGAGAAGGACCUCAAGGCCAGGACGCUGAUGGCUGUGCCCGAGCUCUAUGCGUAUGGCCAGCGGGCGCAGGGCCUGAACUGGGGCGUGUUCCUCUCGUGGAUUGCGAAUGCCGUCUUGGCUGGGACAGCGAUCUCCUUCCUGACAUGGCUAGGCUAUGGCGGCGCGUACACGACCACCCCCGAUGACAACGGGCUUUAUGCAAUCGGCACACUGGUCUUUAUUGCGUGCAUGAUCUGGACAAACGUGAAGAUACUGAUCCUGGAGAUGCAGUACAAAACCAUACUUGUACUCCUUAUAUUCUGCGCCGAGAUCGCCCUGAUCUGGCUGUUUCACAUCGUGGUGGGCCACGUCUUCACCUCCCUGGUCAUCAGCCCCUAUUCCGUAGUCGACGGCUUCAUCCGGAACUUUGGUGGGGAUGCUGCGUGGUGGGCUACGCUAGCUCUCGUACUGGGUGGGCUCUUUACUGUGGAACUGUCGGUGGCUGCGCUGAGGCAGCGAUUUGCGGCUUCCCUGAACCAGGUCUGGAGGACCAGCGAAGGCCGGGACCACGUGAGGGCGUGGGAUACGCGGCUCUGGAAGGAGAUCGAGCGGGAUCGUGGGUGCAAGCCUCGACUUGAGGAGAUGGCACGAGAUUGA